Messenger RNA from Blastomyces dermatitidis ER-3, 2125 nucleotides. Its product is annotated as ATP synthase mitochondrial F1 complex assembly factor 1. The record is from RefSeq and is a predicted model, not a curated record. Gene Ontology annotation, biological process: mitochondrial proton-transporting ATP synthase complex assembly. NCBI's taxonomy places the organism in Eukaryota, Fungi, Ascomycota, Eurotiomycetes, Onygenales, Ajellomycetaceae. Bases 372 to 1451 code for a protein of 359 amino acids. Gene Ontology annotation, cellular component: mitochondrion. The transcript has 2 exons.
GCUCACGCUAAACAGUCUCAUAACCUGUAGGCUACUGGGGCAAAAGAGCUCAGUCACCACCAGCGCUGCUGGUAGAAGGGCCGAUCAACCCCCGGGACCCCCAACAGUGUAGCAAUCACCAACAUACAGGGCAUCCGGCCAACAAUACACUAUUUUUAAUGAGAUCCACUAUUGCGUUCAAAAAGUACGGACGCACCGCACAAGGCCCUAAUAAUGACAUCUGAGGGAUCCACCGCUAAACCCUAACAGAGCCUCAGUCUUGGCGAGGCUUGGCAAUUACACUGCUUUGCGCCAAUGUUCCAAGUCGGCGGGCAACAGAGCUCCCACUCUCCCCGCCGCUGUACAUACGUUUCCGAACAUCAUCUGUUGCAAUGGCAUGGCUUCUAGCUCCGGUUGCGAGACACAUCAUACGCAGUGGCAGGCCAUUGCUCCCACAUGCUCAACGGCGAUGGGCCCAAGUCCACGACGUGCGGUGUUUAACCACCCAUCAUGACUCAAACCGAGUGAUUGACAGGUACAAGGAUAAGUUAGAUCGCAAGGCCAAAGAGGAGGGGUAUUCUUCGAUUUCGUCUCUCCAGGAAGCCUACCAAGAUAAAAUCAAAGACCUGAAAACGAAAGCAGAGAGGAUCCCACAACCUGUCCCAUCCACACCACAGAGCUCCAGUGCUAGCCCAUGCCCUGAAACACACUCCCCGACGACUGCUAAGUCUACACAGCCCACCGUAGACCCUUCGAUCUCGCAAAGUCAAACACCCGGAAUAAAACCUUUGUCCUCCUACCUCGACAUUCCCAAAAUCCUCACGCUUCCUGCUAAAGAAAUCGAAACUCUCUGGCGUCUCCGACAUGCUGCCAAUCCACGAUCCAUCUGCGCUGCUAUCCCGAUCGAUACUUACCUGCGAAUGGUUGACACCGCCAGGGAGAAUCCACAGUUUGUUUUACCACUGCCACGUACCGCGGAUAGCGGCCAGCCGGAAGACAUGAACGACGGCACUGCGCCAGCAGGCACCACUGAAUCAGCAAGCACGGGAGCAGAUAUUCAUUUCCUGCAAUGGGCCUUCCACCCUCCUGCCAGCGCCACAACGUCUCCUCCAACGGCCACAACCGUUGAUUCUCCACCCACGCUAAAUACACAUACGUCCACCGUGCUUUUCACACACCUAGCCUCGUACAAACUCCACGGUGCAUAUUCGCAGCCGCACACAAUCAUCACCCACCAUCUCGACCUUGCAGACAACACCGGCUUGAUUCUUAUGAACGGGAGCGUGGUCCAGGAUCGUGGCGUGUCUGUGGACGAGGCAAAGCUAUUGGUGCUGUGGCUACAACGAUUUUACGAUUGGGGCGUGGAUGGAAAACAGGCCGGGAAGAAGGCGGACUUGGUGAGAAUGUUUACCCAGGGCGAUGUAAAUGGAUUCAAGCUGGAAGAUUUGAUGGAAGAGGCUGAGAAGAUCUAAAUCAUCCUUUCAUAGAAGUAUUAUCCCCCCCCCCUUUUAUAUAUAUAUAUGUAUAUAUAUAUAUACAAUGAAAUUAUGUAAGAUAAGGAGGUGGAAUUCUCCCCCCUGUUCUUUUAGUUACAGGUGUGCAAAAUAUCUUGGGUCUUAAGCGUGAGGGCGGGGGACUGUAUGUAAAUGCACAUAUUCUUACCAUAGUUCUUAAUAGAAGUUUAGAUUACUAGCUGCCUUAUUUGGCUCGGUGGCUUGGGAUCAAGCCUAUGCCUGUUCUAUGAGCUUUUUAAAACCUCGGCCAAAGGCACAACGGUGCAGGCUUCGUGUCUGCAUACAAACUGUCGCUGGGUACCUUAGUGUUUCGAUGGGAAAGGCAUGCGAUUUGAUCCCAGUGACUAUCUGUAAAACCGUAGAUAGGUGGCACUAUACUGCCCCCUGACAAGUUUAUAUUUUGUGUUGUUGGGAGGGCCAAUAUUGGAGACGUGCAAAACCUUGAAAUUUUUUUGAAAGGGUAUCUUAGACAUACAUGAGAAGAGGAUUCAGGCAUAAAUUGGAUGCGAUGGGAAAGAGAAAUAGAGAUAGGAUCAAAAAAUAAACUAAAAAUCAUGCCAUUAUUACAAGAAGCGAUGUGGGGGGCAAUAUGUGUUUUUAUAUCACAUAGGGAAGGGCGCUAGACAUAGAAA